UUCGUUUGUAAAGUGCUAAAUGCCAGCAUCAUGUACAGUUCCCGAUUGCGAAUUGAAAUAUGCCCAUUCGGAAGACGUAUCUUAUCACAAAUAUCCCCUGAGAAAACCUGAACUUCUGGCCAAAUGGAUUAAGUUCGCUGGCCGCAACCCGGAAUGGGAGCCUACUAAGUGGAGUACGAUUUGCAGUCGUCAUUUCAAAGCGAGUGAUUUUAAGGAUUGUAUCUACCGAAAAAAUCUAAUUAGUACAGCGAUUCCAUCCAUUCGGAUUAGGAAAUCGACUAAUAUAUUGGUAAAAUGUGGCUCUGAAAAAAUAGAGGCAGACAAACAGCAACCGGAUACGUCACCGGAGCAAGGUGAAAUACCUGAAACGGAGACUGAUCAGGAGGAGUUGUCCGGUGGGGAAGAUACGCAGUUGUUGGAUAUGACUUGUCGCUUGUGUGGCACAGUAUUCAACAAAUGGUGUCAAAGUUUGUUAUCGGAAUUCGGAAUGCAUGCCACUUUGAUCACAAAAUGCUUGCCGUUCGUUAGUCUGGAAUUGAUGCCUUAUCCUUCCAAGGUUUGUGGCAGCUGCUUAAAAGUAUUGAAUAGCUUUUCGACAUUCUACGAUAACGUAGCCAAAGUUCAAGGAGAUCUCGAGCAAAAGUAUACUGGCAUUAGCGAACUGCCUACAGAUAAACCUGUUCCGGAUGUUCCAUCGAGAACGAUGAAAAUCAAACAGGAACCGUUGAUAAACAUUAAAGAAGAAACGGUCGACAAUAAUGCAACGAAAGCUAGAGAAACUGAAAGUUCACUGAUUAUCAAGAAUCCAAAUAUUACGAACGACAAAAACAAAUUGCUGCUGUUUAACACUCUAACAAACGAAGGACAAAUCACGAAGCAAACUCGAGAGUCAAAAAAUUGUGAGAUUUUAGAGAUUGUUAACUUAUACCCUCCAAUUGUGGAUAUAACUAGUGCUACAAUUCGGGAGGUGCAACCGUACGAAAUUACUUUGCCCUCGUCAUUGCCUAAUCCGACAUGUCAAACAGUUGCCCCGCAAAUAAUUAAUCUUAAAACCGAAAACACAGCAGAAUUAGAAGAAAACUUUGAAGAAUACUCUGGUUAUUACCAGGACUUUAUUGCUGGUUUUACCGCUUGGGAAGAACAUAGCUACUCCAAGCUCCCCAUACAAGCGGACGACAAUAAAGACGAACUGUUUCCGAGUCACAUGGAACUGGCACCGUUAGAGCCCAUAAAUUUGGGCAAUUCCGCGACUGUCAGAGUAAUCCACGUGGAGCUGCCGCCUCUACAACCUGUUAUUCCUUCGCUUCCGUGCCUCAGAUGUCACCGACAAAACUUCCACUCACGAGUAAAAUUGCUACGUCACCAAAUCUUUCACUGUCCGUUUAGGAUAAAUCGCUCGUAUCGCUGUCUUAAUUGUCAGCAGAAAUUCUGUACCUGGCAUGAGCGUAGAACACAUGUCCCCGUAUGUCGUCGAAGGUUACUAAAACAACAGCUGAGGCUUGAUAAGGCUAAACGAGCGCAGGAGAAUCGAAAAGCUCAACGGCAAGACAGAUCGUCGACAACGGGUCGUUUCGAUUGUACAAUGUGCGAUCGAUCCUACACCAGGCUGUACAAUUUGAACCGACACAAGGCUAGCCACAGGCCCGUUGAUCAGUGGAAUCAUAAAUGUGGCGUUUGUCAAAAGAUUUUCGACAAAUUGUUCGAUCUGAAGAAACACUUCCAAUUGGCAAAAUGCACCGGAAGCAACGGUAGUGGGUUUUCAAUGCCUAAGCCGGAUGAAAAUACCACGGGAGAUGUUGUGUCGUUGCAGUCGGGAGCAGUAACUUCCGAUAGAUUGCUGUACGUUUGUUCCACCUGUGCGAAACAGUUUAAGUCGUACAAUAGUUUGAAGGUACACGAAAGUGUUCAUACAGGUUUGAAAGUGUUUAUUUGUGAAACGUGUGGAAAACGAUUCGGUGGACAGGUCAAUCUUAGUCAGCAUCGACUAACGCAUGUUGAUGAGAAGCGAUUCGCAUGCAAGCUAUGCCCCAAGGUUUUUAAACGAAGUGGUGGUCUCGGUCAACACGUUAAAGCUUUUCACAUGAAAAUUAAACCAUACCAGUGUGCCGUGUGUCGAAGGGACUUUGCACUGAAGGCAGACAUGAUACGGUGCCGACACUCAAAGCUUAAAGAUUUUGGUUAGUUGGGCUUAGAAGGGAAUCUGCUCUCGCAAAAAAAUCGCUGGUUCCCUCAUGGAAAGGAGCACGUAAAAAUGGAGUUUUUUUGGGCAGCGUGACCUACGAAUUAUGAAUCCAGUACGCAUAAAAUCUUUCCGAAAAUUCUUCGGAGCAGACGUAGAAGGUGGAAUAAAUUUAACAAAAUAUGCGCUCCAGCACGUGAGAAUUUUUAGAAACUUUGCUGGAAGAAAAAUGUGCAGCUGUUUUGUCAUAU
This is a messenger RNA of Sabethes cyaneus, 2430 nucleotides long. Its product is annotated as zinc finger protein 568-like. The transcript has 5 exons. Gene Ontology annotation, biological process: regulation of DNA-templated transcription. Gene Ontology annotation, cellular component: nucleus. NCBI's taxonomy places the organism in Eukaryota, Metazoa, Arthropoda, Insecta, Diptera, Culicidae. The record is from RefSeq and is a predicted model, not a curated record. Gene Ontology annotation, molecular function: RNA polymerase II cis-regulatory region sequence-specific DNA binding; zinc ion binding; DNA-binding transcription factor activity, RNA polymerase II-specific. The coding region runs from base 20 to 2182 and encodes 720 amino acids.